AUGUCUUCCGAUACACAUUCAUCCCACGCGGACGAAUCGCCGUCGCCGCUCUACGAAAAGCGAUCGAUCCCGGGAAAGGGAAACGGCCUUGUCGCGUGCGCCGAUAUACCAGAGGGAACCCGCAUUCUGUGUGAGAAGCCGUUGUUCACUCUAGUCUCCGCAGCGAACAUGGUCGAUAAUGCUGUAUUGGCGAAAGUGAGAUCUCUCGCCAAGGACCAACAACGCCAGUACCUCGGUCUUCACAACAACUAUCCCAAUAACAACAUCUUCUCCGGUAUCUUCAAGACCAAUGCUUUACCAUGUGGACCAGGCUCGCCGAUCGGUGGUGUGUAUCCAACUAUCUGCCUGAUCAAUCACUCUUGCGACUCCAACUCCCAUCAUAGCUGGAACGACACGACAAGCAGCGAGACCAUACACGCCCUUCGAGACAUCAAAGCGGGAGAAGAGAUCACAAUCUGCUAUACAGAUCCUGAGACUUACCAGGCGCGACGCGCUGAGCUCAGAGGCUCGUUCGGGUUUGAUUGCGACUGCAGUCUUUGCUCGCUUCCACUUGAGAAAAGACAGAAGAGUGAUGCUCGCCGCACCCGCAUCGCGCAACUCGAUGCAGACAUCGGUGACCCGAGCCGCGUCAUGAACAGCCCAGGUCAAGGUCUUAGCAGACUGCCGAGAAAUGUCAGUUCGACUACCGCCGCAUCCCAUACGAUGAGUUCCUCACUCUACGACGUUCGAAAGAUCCCCGGAAAAGGCAGGGGCCUGGUUGCCCGCUCCGCCAUUUCUGAAGGCACUCGUAUCCUCUCCGAGAAACCGCUGCUCAUGAUACCUAACAACAUGUCCAACGAGCAACUGGAGGCUCGACUCGCACGAGAUCUAAAGGCCCUAGACAAGACUCAGCAGCGACAGUUCUUUUCCCUUCACAACAGCUACACUGGCAAGUAUGUCCUCGGCGGUAUCUUCAAAACAAACUCCAUGGCUUGCGGCAGCGACUUGUCUGCCAUUGCAAUCUUUCCUACCAUCAGCUUCAUCAAUCACAGCUGUCUUCCAAAUAGUCAUUACAACUGGAAUGACUCCACGGGUAUGCAGACAAUCCACGUCACUCGCGAUCUCAGCGCUGGAGAAGAGAUAAGUAUCUGCUACACCGACUCUGGAAGUGCCAGUGUUCGCCAAGCUUACUUGAAGAAGCAUUUCGGGUUCGACUGUUCGUGCGCAAUCUGCUCGCUCUCAGCUACUCAUCGGAAUGCCAGCGACGCGCGUCGUGAGGAGAUCUCUCGGCUUCAGGACACAUUUGCUGAAACAGAUCGUGCCAGCUUCAAGCCUGAAGAGGCAUUUAUCGACCUUCGGAAGAUAGUCGAACUCUUGAACAAGGUACGUGAUCACGCUGAGUGA
Alternaria ethzedia is the source of this 1383-nucleotide messenger RNA. RefSeq lists its product as uncharacterized. The record is from RefSeq and is a predicted model, not a curated record. Bases 1 to 1383 code for a protein of 460 amino acids. Gene Ontology annotation, molecular function: protein binding. The transcript is spliced from 3 exons. Lineage: Eukaryota; Fungi; Ascomycota; Dothideomycetes; Pleosporales; Pleosporaceae.